Molecule: messenger RNA, 2981 nt
Organism: Ruditapes philippinarum (Manila clam)
Lineage: Eukaryota; Metazoa; Mollusca; Bivalvia; Venerida; Veneridae
Product: peroxisomal N(1)-acetyl-spermine/spermidine oxidase-like
Exons: 5
Coding region: 353-1774 (473 amino acids)
Molecular function (GO): polyamine oxidase activity
Source: RefSeq, a predicted model, not a curated record
CAUUUUCCUUUACACAAAAUGUUUUAAUAAUAUAAGAUGUAAAUAUUCAGUUUACUCUAUCUGUUCAAUUACAUGUAUUAUUCAAGUUAAAAAGGGACAUUGGAAACUUUGAAAAUACUUUUAUUGAGAUACUGUUUUUGACGCCGAAUUUAACACAACUAAUCAACCGGCUAUCCUGAAUGACUAACUAGUAGCAGUGAGGGACAACUGACCUAUCAAUCCGAGAUCAGUUUCACGGAAUGAUUGCACAUUGCCCGUGGAUCGAAUCAGCAGCCUCCAGGAGUACACAUCCAAUGUUCUGUGAGCGGAAAUUUCAUAAAAGGAAGAUAACAUUUGUUUGCCAACACACACUAUGAGUAUCCUCCGGAAACAGCCGAAUGUUGUCAUUAUUGGUGCUGGAAUGGCGGGAAUAUCAGCGGCACGACGAUUAGUUGAUGCUGGCUUCAGAAAUGUUCUCAUACUUGAGGCCGCUGAUAGGAUUGGUGGCCGAAUUCACACCGUUUCGUUUGGUGACGGUAAUUACCCUGUUGAACUAGGAGCCAAUUGGAUACAUGCUCCCAAUGCACAGAAUUCAACUUUUCAGAUUGCAGAGGCCAUAGGAGCGUUACAACCGUAUCGAAUUUACAAUAGCAUGAGUUCAAGAUUCUUAAGGGAAGAUGGGGUAGAAAUUCGCAGAGAAAUCAUUAAAGAAGCUUUUCAUAUUUUCAAUCGAGUCCAAGACAAAGUUUACCGGACAAUUAUAAAUGAGCGAACAAAACAUAACCGAAUAAUCACAUUAGAACCGCUUCUAUGUGAAUACCUGGAAAAGGAAUUGCAAAAUGUUAAAGCAGACGGCAGUUACAUACAGGAUAUGCAAAAAGCAUUGAAAGCAAUGAUGAAUUUUAGAAGGUGUUAUGAAGGUGAUGAACUUGACCGAAUAACCUGGGAAAAGCCUGAAGAGGAGUACAACAUAACAGAAGGCGGAGAAGUUCACAUCCCGGGCGGAUAUUGCCAGAUAUUAAAUCAUAUCAUGAAAUUAAUUCCAAAGAAAUCACUCAUGUUGAAAAAGGAAGUAGUUGAAAUAUUAUGGAAUAGUGAAAUAACCGAAAUUAAAACCAGAGAUGGGUCAACAUUCAAAGCAGAUCAUGUUAUUGUGACGUCAUCAAUUGGUUACUUGAAAAAGCAUCACGAAACCCUUUUCAACCCGAAACUUCCUCAAAUCAAUAUUGAUGUACUGACCUCACUAGAACUAGGACGGGUGAAUAAAAUAUUUUUGGAAUUUGACCAACCAAUUCUAGCACCAACUUAUCAUAGUGUAGCAUUUACUUGGGAUGACACGACCAUUGAAAAUAUUCAGAAUGACUGGUAUAAGCGUAUAUUUGGUUUUGAACAAAUAUUCACAAAGAACAACACUCUUCUUGGGUGGAUUGCUGGUGACGCUGCAGAGUACAUGGAAACACUGUCAAACGACGAAAUUGGUAAAAUUUGCGCUGAACUUCUUCGUAAAUUUUUGGGCAAUAGAAAUAUUCCAAACCCAAAGGCAGUUUUAGUUUCAAGAUGGUGUAGUAAUCCGUACGUGCUUGGAGCGUACUUUCACCAGACGAAAAGAAUGAUUCCAGGGGAACAGGUGAUAUUUUCUGAACCGAUCACGACGCCGUCUGGUGGACCUGUUAUAUUAUUUGCAGGUGAAGCGUUAAGUAAUUGCUGUACACAUGGAGCACGGGAUUCCGGAAUUCAACAGGCAGAGCGACUAAUAGACCUGUAUAUGAAAAAGAAUAUUGAUGGUACCUUUUAACAUUUACCCCUUCUGAAGCAACAACAUCACAAUUAUCCUUUAUAUGGAUCAACGUGUUAUACAUGUUUAAUGCAAUAAACGAGUUCUCCUCAAUUCAACCACUAUAUGCAUUUUCAUUGUCAAAUAUUUUGCCAAGAAACAUAAAAUAUCAAUAAACAAUAUUGAUUUAAUUAUGAUGCAUUAAAUCACUAAACUUUUAAUCUGCCAUGAAUUUCUUUAUGUCAAAUGUGUUUUUAGAAUGUUUUUUUACUGAGAUCACAAAUACAGAACAUUGGGAUGGCGGAAACACGCGUGUGUUAAUAGAUACAACUAAUAACAAAUGAAUCACAAAAAAGACACAUUGCUGUAGUAAAUAAUGAGAAACCUGAAAUAUAAUUUGAUCUAUAUAAGUCAAAUUCAACGCACUGCGAAAAACAUACGGGACUACGGUAUACGGCAUUGUUUAUGCAAUAUACGGGCGUGUAAAGAAUAAAAACCCGUAUACGGACAUUCAAUGCUAUACUAUAGAUAUUCGUACAUGGAACAUACGUAUUAUCAUGUAUAUUUUAGAUAUACAGAAGUUGUACGGAAUUGUAUUUCCGAUAUAUACGGAGGAUACACGGAUGUGUAUUUUUAGAUAUACAAAAGAAAUACGAAUUGCAUUUCCGAGAGAUACAAAAACAUUUAAAGAAAAUAAUUGUUUUAAUGUAUAGGAAUAUUAGUUUUUUAAGCUGUACAUGACGCAAUCACGUAAUAUAUAUGUAACGCACGGGAUGUACAUGUAUAUUCACGACAUAUACGGAGAUAUUAUUUUUCAAGGGUACGGAAAUUAUCACAACACGUAAUAGUUAUUGUACAUGAAACGAGUUAGUUACGAGGAUAUAACACUGGCUGGGGCGACAUCAAGGAGUGUUUUACAAUAUUUUUUGCAGAAACAUCCCGAGAUGUAUAUAUCAAUACAGUUUUAAAAUGCUGAUUGAAGUGUACUGAGUAUAAUGGGUUAGUAAGAACAAAGGAAAAGUUCCAAACCAUGCGAUAAAUAAUCGACACGUAUACAUGACUAAAAUACAAACUUGUAUAUUUUCUAUAUACAAAGUGAAUGGGAACAGUAUAUUCAUUUACUUGAUGAUUUUAUCUUUAUACUUGGAAAACCUAAUUUCAAUUGAGCAUAUUAACAAUCUGUAUAAAUACAUUUAUAUACAAACAAAAUAAACAUAUCUACUCUGCA